AUGAUCCCAAACAUCCUCCGCCGCCUUCAGGGCGGAAACCUAGAAGUUUUCAAGUUCGGCAUGUACGUCCUCUUCCCCAUCGGCUGGAUGUACUACUUCGGCACAAACCUCGACGACCGCUUCAACGUCAAGAACUUCUGGCCCACGGCCGAGCAAUCACAUAAGAUCCCUCUGGACAAGGAAGAGAUUGAUAAAGAGCUAGCACGCAUGCGCAUGGUGGACACCCUCCGACGAGAGAGGCAGCAAAAGGAGCAAGCUGCAUUGGCAGCUCAGGCACAGGCUCAACCGGAGGCACAGCAGUCGCAGGCCGGACAAUGA
Molecule: messenger RNA, 318 nt
Organism: Penicillium subrubescens
Lineage: Eukaryota; Fungi; Ascomycota; Eurotiomycetes; Eurotiales; Aspergillaceae
Exons: 2
Coding region: 1-318 (105 amino acids)
Biological process (GO): mitochondrial respiratory chain complex IV assembly
Cellular component (GO): mitochondrial inner membrane; mitochondrion
Source: RefSeq, a predicted model, not a curated record